Messenger RNA from Microcebus murinus (gray mouse lemur), 3317 nucleotides. Lineage: Eukaryota; Metazoa; Chordata; Mammalia; Primates; Cheirogaleidae. The record is from RefSeq and is a predicted model, not a curated record.
AUGGUCUCCAUUUCUGUCAUGCAGCGACACUGCGUAAGCAUCGAGUGUAGACACAUCUAUAUCCGACACUGUGAGGAUGCAGGGACCCACAAAAGCAAUGGAAUGGCCAUGGUUCAGCUGAUCAAUGCAGCUCUUGCUGAGAACUCAUCCCAUCCUGAACCAGGCCCAAAUGAGGUACUACUGAAGAUGCAUUCUGUUGGAAUCUGCGGCUCAGAUGUCCACUACUGGCAGCAUGGACGAAUUGGGAAUUUUGUUGUGGAAAAACCCAUGGUGCUAGGGCAUGAAGCUUCGGGAACUGUCGCAAAAGUGGGAUCAUUGGUGAAGCACCUCAAACCAGGUGAUCGAGUUGCCAUUGAACCUGGGGCUACCCGAGAAACCGAUGAAUUCUGCAAGAUUGGCCGGUACAAUCUGUCACCCACCAUCUUCUUCUCUGCUACACCCCCUGAUGAUGGGAACCUCUGCAGGUUCUACAAGCACAAUGCAGACUUUUGCUACAAGCUUCCUGACAAUGUCACCUUUGAGGAGGGGGCCCUGGUUGAGCCACUGUCAGUGGGGAUCCAUGCCUGCAGGCGAGCUGGAGUCACCUUGGGGAACAAGGUCCUUGUGUGCGGAGCUGGGCCAAUAGGGCUGGUCAGUUUGCUUGUGGCCAAAGCAAUGGGAGCAGCUCAAGUAGUGGUGACUGAUCUGUCGUCUUCUCGAUUGUCCAAAGCCAAGGAAGUUGGGGCUGAUUUAGUCCUCCAGGUCUCCAAGGAGACCCCUCAGGAGGUCGCCAGUAAAGUGGAAGGUCUGCUGGGGUGCAAGCCGGAUGUCACCAUUGAGUGCACCGGGGCGGAAACCUGCAUCCAGGCUGGCAUCUACGUGAGUGGGACACGGGCAGCUUUGGGGAACCGGAGGAGGGGAGUGGACAGGGCAGAAGUAAGGAGUUCCCGGAUCAAGCCUUUCCACUGCCUGCUGUGUACAACUGCCCCUCCAGCAGAAUUGAUCCUUCUCUUGGCUCCCUGUUCUCUUACCUCUCGUGUACCUCACAUUGUCAUUGGGUUAUCUUGAUGUUCAAAGAAGAUAACAAAUACACAUGGGCCUUGAAAAAUGCUAAGUGGCCCACACCUUUGGGAUGGGAUUGCUUUCAUGAUUGUAUCUGCAAUCAUAAAAGUGUAAUGCUUUUGGUAAGACAACAGGAAGAACUGGUAACCACGCCUCCCUUGAAUGGGGGGAAAUCCCCUCUUUUAUUAGGGAAAUCUGGGGUCUUUGAGUCACAAUGCAAAAUGACAGCUAUGGAUUUAGUUAGUCUCAAAGGUGAGGUGAUUUUUCAGGGUCACGGCUGGCUACUGCUGUGCUCCCUCCCAGAGCUUGGGGUAGGGCUGCCAGUGCCUGAUUUGCUCCCCAGCUGCCCACCAGCGACUUAUGGGAAGUUGGCAGGGAGUUACGGGUGGGAGGAGGAGUGGCAUUGACAGGUCAAAGUAUGAGGAAAAGAGGGGGAAAAGCAUAACUUGUAGGUUCUGAGCCCUACUGUAUGUCAGGUGCUCUGCUGGGCACUUUGUAAACAUGAUGCCUAAUCUGCACAAUAGCUCUGAAAAUCAGUUAUCAUUUUACACCAGGAGAGUUGUGGUUUGCUUGAGGCAAGUCACCAUGACCUUAACCUCUGCCUCCAGCAAACCGCCAUAAGUGGGGUUGGGCUCAGGCCAGCCCUGCCUGGCCCCAGGGCCUGAGCUUCCCCAACUGUCUGCUUAGGAGUUGAGCCCCAGCCACAGCUGUGCAAGGGUGGGAAGGGCUGGGCAGGGGUGGGGAGCAGGCAGCUGCCACCACAGGGGACUCCCACCCCUGCCUCCCAGGCAGCAUCCCACAGCAGCCUGGGCUUCCUCCUUCCUUCUGAGUCACAGCUGGCUCAUGCUCGAGGACACUCCGCAGUACUCAAGGCCAUCCGGGCACGCUAGCCCUCGAGCUGUGUGGCACACCCUCAGGCCUGGCACCCUCAGGGCUGCCUGACCUCCUCCUACCAAGGUGUCCAGUGGCGCUAGGGGCUGAGGAAGUGGUAGACUUUGGGGAGCAGGUGACACUUUGGCCCUGUCCUGAGUUUCAGCUGGAGUCACAGACAGUGGCCACCAUGUGGGAAGGGGCGAGGAGAACCCAAAACUGAGAGAGGCAUGGUGGAUCUGUGUGUGAUCUAUUUACCCAUGCCACGUCAUGGACACCCGCAGUGUGCCAGGCUCUGUACUGGGCACUCUGAGGGCUGUGGCAACUAUGAGUGAGGUGUGCCUGCUUCUUUCAAGUUGUUGGUUGGUAGGUCAGUGACCUCCAUUCCACAGAGAGGCAGUAUAAGGCGAAGGACUUAAAGGACAUAUUUUCCUUCCUCUUCUGCCCUUCCCUUCGAGCAUUUGGAACAGUUGUCAUCUCCAGCUGUUGACGAUUGGGGCUCAGUUGCCAGGUACUGGAGCUGGGUGUGGAGGUGAAUGUGACCCAAGGGCCUCACCAGGCCUGAAGUAGCAUCUCUCCUGACGUGGGGAGUGGAGCAUUCAUGCAUGAUAGGUGCUGUAGAAUGCUACAGGCCAACAACGGGCAGGUCAGGCAGAAGCACCAAAUAUGGGCAUAUCUGAGCAUCACCUUUGGCCCAGGUAAUGAAAGGAUAGUGUUUACAUGGAGACAUGGCUGUUGCCUUGGGCCCAAAUUGAUGUCAUCUCCUUGGUAGGGAGGCCACACCCACAGGAUGAUGGCCAGGUAGCCUGACCAUUCCGUGGCCGUGGUCAGCAAACUGCUGGCCUCCUGGCAGCUCAGGAUGUCCAGUUGGUGGUGUUCCUCCUCCUCCCCAGGUAGAGAGGGAGUGCGAGUGGGGAAACGGUGCCCCUAGAAAACUGGCAGAGAGGGCAAGACCCGGGCACCACAGUUCAAAAGGAGCAAUGGAGGGAGUCCCCCACACUACCCAUGCCCUAAGUUUUGCCUCUUUGCCUUGCACUGCAGGGCUCUCCCUACGGCGUAUGCUUCCUCCCAGAGAGGGGGCUGUGACCGGUGCCUUUUCGCAGCCCCACCGUUUAGCUCUUGGAAUAUUCCCCGUAAGUGGUUGCUGCUGCUGCUGACUAUACUGAAAACAGCAUGGACGAAUCACCCAUUUUUCUGUUUCUCACGACUUUGAGCACAGUGAUACCCAGAAAGCUCUGGAGCAGGGACAGCAUUCACGUGGGAUUAUGUGGAAAUCAUAGGAGAAAUAUCACCGCCACCCCUGAGGGAAGCAACAAGGCACAUAAACAUUCCAGGAAGACAAAAUCCAUUAUGAUUGGGAUGAACAUCUGUGGAACAGAAAUAUUUCUAGCUGCCCACCUGCACAU